ACUUAUUCCCCACCUCCUUGCUCCCGCACCGUCUCCUCGCGUUCCUUGGUCGCACCUCGCUGCUUUGCAGUCCCUCUCUCUUAAAUACCACCCUCUCUUGGCUCACCUUCAGCCGUCACUCCCUUCAAACCCAAGGACCUGUCUUUUCACUUAGCAUCAAUCGCAAUGUUCAAGCUCAUCGCCUCUGCUUCCGUCGCACUCGUUGCCGCAUCCAGCGUUGCUGGUUACGUUGUUCCCCGCAAGGAGCCUCCUCCUGGAUGGGCAACUGACUACCUCGAGCCUUACCAGACGUACCACACCCGGUACCUUGCUCUUGGCUGCCAGAACCAGCACGGUCAGCCCUUCUUCGACCAGUGCUGCCAUCCUCUCCUUGCUACCGAGAGCUUGUCCUCUCGCCCGGCACAGUGCACCCCGUCGGCGUCUGCUUCCGCCUCUGCCAGCGCUGCUGAGCCCACCUCCACUGACGACGGAGAUGAUGAUGACUGCGACGAUGAGGAGUCCUCAUCCGCUGCUGCCCCCUCGUCCACUGAGGCUCCCUCAUCCACUGAGGCUCCCGCUUCUACCUCUGCUCCCGCUGCAUCAGCUACUCCUGCGCCUGUGAACGUUGCGCCUGCCCCCGACACUUCAUCCUCCUCUUCUACUCCUGCUCCUACUACGUCGGAGGUGCCGUCUUCUACCCCAGAGCCCUCGCCGACGUCCUCAGCUGCUCCUGCUCCAAGCCCGAGCUCUCCUGCUUCCUCCGGCGGUGAUCUCAUCAGCGGUGGAUUUGCCACAUUCUUCUACCAGAACGGUGUUGCAGGUGCUUGUGGCACUGUUCACUCGGACAACGACUUGAUCGCAGCUAUCGACCAGGACCGCUAUGGCAACGCCAGCGGCCAAUCUUCCCUCUGCGGCAAGCAGGUUCUGAUCACCAACCCUGCUAACGGCAAGUCCGUCACUGUCACCAUUGCUGAUGACUGCCCCACCUGCACGAAUUCGAACUCCAUCGAUUUGUCUUACGGCGCUUUCACUUCGAUCGCCACGGAGGCUGAGGGAAUGGUUGCAAUUGAGUGGAAGUUCCUCUAAACCCCCAUCGGACUCGCUUUUCUCUUCUUGCAAUGCAUUGAUUUGCUGUUCUUUGUUUGUUGAUAUGGGGCCGGGCUCCGUCCGGGAUGUCUGGUGGCGUCGAAGCAACGGCAGUGAAGAUCAUCUGACGAGAUUAACGACCCUGGUGGCGGGAAACUCCUCUACGUGAUUAAUAUCCUCGCCCGCUGUGUUUACGCCCUGUACGAUGUCCUUUUUAGUCUUCUGCACCGCGUUAGUGUUGUUUUUUCUUGGGCUCAUUGGCAGUUCUUUUUUUCUAUGUAUAUUGCGUGCAUUUUAGUCCCCUGGUGUAGCUAGCUAAACUUGACGGACUCUGGCAAUGCGAUUAUGCGCAAGAGGAAUGUAUAUAAUCUGCGUGAUUGCGGUGACGCAUUGAAGUUGACUGUAUGGCAAUCCUGAUCAUGAC
Messenger RNA from Gloeophyllum trabeum ATCC 11539, 1489 nucleotides. RefSeq names its product barwin-like endoglucanase. The transcript has 6 exons. Lineage: Eukaryota; Fungi; Basidiomycota; Agaricomycetes; Gloeophyllales; Gloeophyllaceae. Bases 166 to 1065 code for a protein of 299 amino acids. The record is from RefSeq and is a predicted model, not a curated record.